This is a messenger RNA of Lactuca sativa (garden lettuce), 2316 nucleotides long. RefSeq names its product L-type lectin-domain containing receptor kinase IX.1. Gene Ontology annotation, biological process: protein phosphorylation. NCBI's taxonomy places the organism in Eukaryota, Viridiplantae, Streptophyta, Magnoliopsida, Asterales, Asteraceae. The record is from RefSeq and is a predicted model, not a curated record. Gene Ontology annotation, molecular function: carbohydrate binding; protein kinase activity; ATP binding.
UUUGGAAGUUGCCGUGUUGACGAGGGAACAUAGGUAUAAAAUUACAGUCAUUCAUGUUAAUUGCAAUGGACUGCAAGUUUUUCAGCUGUACCUUUUAGCAAGUUUCCAAAAUCAUGCUCAUCUUAGCAUACUUCCUUCUGCUCUUCAUCCCUUAUGCAGCUACAAUUACAUUCAAUUUGACAAAUAUUGGUCUACAAAACCAGUUCAAGGAAAUAACGAUGACAGGUGCAGGAUAUAUCACGGAUGACGGAAUGCAAGUAAGUGGCCCGGAUCGGAAUGGUAGAGCAGGACGGGCAACAUACUUUAAACAGCUUCAUCUCUGGGAUAACACCUCUCGUGAACUAGUAAGCUUCACUAGCAAUUUCUCCUUUUCAAUUAAUUCAAACUCGGAUCCAGAGUAUGGUGAUGGUCUCACAUUCUUCCUUGCCGAGAACAAUUCCGUGAUAUUGGCCGGUGGGUCCAUGGGGCUUCCCAUCAAUGGCUUAGAACACACGAAGAGCCCAUUUGUUGCAGUGGAGUUUGAUACAUUUUCAAACCCAGAAUGGGAUCCAAGAAACUCUAGCUAUGAUUUGAUAGGUGAUCAUGUAGGUAUCAACUGUAACUCUCUUGUUUCUAAUACGUCUCAAAAAUGGUUCAGUAAUAUAACUGGUGGGGGAGUCUGUCAAGCUUGGAUUACGUAUGAUUCUGUUUCAAAAAAUCUUAGUGUUUCCUUCACUGGUUUUCAAAAUAAUACAGUUGUACGUCAACAACUUCAUCACAUAAUUGAUCUCAGGAGCGUGUUACCCGAAUGGGUAAUUUUCGGGUUUUCGGCUGCAACUGGAGAUGCUUUCCAGAAUAAUUCUGUGAAAUCUUGGGCAUUCAAUAGUUCUGAUUUACAAUAUAAUGCAAACAACGUGCAACCACCUAGUUGGAGCCCAAAGGCUAUGAAGGGGAAAACCAGAACAGCAGUUCUGGUGAGCUCGUUGGUUGGAUUAUUUGUGGUGAUUAGUUUUCUGGUUGUGCUUGGUUUUUGUUUGUGGAGGAGAAAGAAAAGAAGGGAAGGGAAACAAGGAUUUAACGUUGUGAUGGACAACGUAUUUGAAAUGGGUACUGGGCCGAAAAACUUUAGUUACCAACAAUUAGCUCGGUCAACCAGUGACUUCGCUGAGGAUCAGAAACUUGGUGAAGGAGGUUUUGGUGGGGUCUACCGAGGUUUCUUGCAAGAUUUGAGCAUGCAUGUUGCAGUCAAAAGGGUGUCGAAGAGUUCUAAACAAGGGAUCAAGGAAUAUGCUUCAGAAGUGAGGAUUAUCAGCAGAUUGAGGCACAGGAAUCUAGUUCAACUCACAGGUUGGUGUCAUGAGAAAGGUGAAUUAUUGCUUGUUUAUGAGUUCAUGGAGAACGGAAGCUUAGAUAUGCAUCUCUUCAAGGGGAAAAGCUUGUUGGCAUGGGGAACAAGGUAUAAAAUUGCCCAAGGCUUGGCUUCUGCUUUGUUGUAUCUACAUGAUGAAUGGGAGCAAUGUGUUUUGCAUAGAGAUAUCAAAUCAAGCAAUGUGAUGCUGGACUCAAAUUUUAAUACAAAGCUUGGUGAUUUUGGGUUAGCUAAGUUGGUUGACCACGAGAAAGGUUCACAGACAACGUUAUUAGCUGGAACCUUAGGUUACAUGGCUCCUGAAUGCGUAGUAACCGGUAAGGCAACCAGAGAAUCAGAUGUAUUCAGCUUUGGAGUCGUUGCUUUAGAAAUAGCUUGUGGGAGAAAACCCAUCGUGUACAAGGCUCAAGAAAACCAAAUACGCUUAGUUGAUUGGGUUUGGGAGCUCUAUGGGGCUGGAACUCUUUUAGAAGCAGUCGAUCCAAGACUAGGGUCAGAUUAUGAGGGAGAAGAAAUCAAGCGUUUGAUGAUGAUUGGUCUGUGGUGUGUUCACCCUGACAUGGUCGUUCGUCCCUCCAUGAGGCAAAUUAUUCAGGUACUGAACUGCGAAGCUUCACUGCCCAUACUCCCCUCAAAGAUGCCUGUGGCAUCUUACUUGUCUUCUCCCAUGUCUUAUUCAGAUGGUGUCGCUUCCAUCAUCCCAACCCAAUCAUCAAGCAGCACAUUUUACAUGGGUCGUUCCUGAAAGCAAAAAAUUAGCAUCAAGCGGUCUUAGCAUUAUUAUUACUAGAAUCGUAUUUAUCUAUAAUGUGGUCACACACAGAUGGAUGUAUAUAUGGAUGUUUACAUGCAUGUAAUAGUCUAUCUGUGUGUUUGUGUGGGCUGCGCGUUCAUUGAAAAUAAUGUAAAUGCCGUGUAUAUCCUCAUUAUAUAAAAUUGGCUCUCUCCUGCCUUAUUUCUUGUGUUAU